This is a messenger RNA of Kickxella alabastrina, 861 nucleotides long. Its product is annotated as RNA cap guanine-N2 methyltransferase-domain-containing protein. The record is from RefSeq and is a predicted model, not a curated record. The transcript has a single exon. NCBI's taxonomy places the organism in Eukaryota, Fungi, Kickxellomycota, Kickxellomycetes, Kickxellales, Kickxellaceae. Gene Ontology annotation, biological process: 7-methylguanosine RNA capping; 7-methylguanosine cap hypermethylation. Gene Ontology annotation, molecular function: RNA cap trimethylguanosine synthase activity. Gene Ontology annotation, cellular component: nucleus. The coding region runs from base 1 to 861 and encodes 286 amino acids.
AUGCCCAAGCGGAGACAGCGCCAGUCACUAGACGCAGAGGACGCAGAGACAUUGGCGAAACGGACCAGGCACAAUACCCCAAUCAAAACAACAACAGCAACAUCAGCAGGCAGGAAAAAUAGCAAUGCCAAAUACUUCACAACAACACAGGGCCAGAAGCUGCCAAUUGAACUGAAAAAGUACUGGAAUAACCGGUAUUCAUUCUUCAACCGCUUCGACGAGGGGAUCCAGAUCGACGAGGAGGGCUGGUAUUCUGUCACGCCCGAGGUCAUUGCUGAGGAUACAGCACAGCGCAUAUCGCAGCUGUUCAAUCGGAAUACCGAGUUUAAAACGAAGAAGGGCGAGGAAUUGUAUGGGCGGUUUUGCGUAAUCGAUGCCUUUUGUGGCGUAGGAGGCAAUGCGAUAAAGUUUGCCGAGUGGUGUGAGCACGUCAUUGCCAUCGACAUUGAUCCCGUGCGGCUGGCCAUGGCGCAGCACAAUGCCGAGGUUUACGGCGUCAGCGACCGUAUCGAGUUUAUUUUGGGAGACUUUUACGAGCUGGCGCCGUCACUUGUGGCUGACGUCGUGUUUAUGAGCCCGCCAUGGGGCGGUCCAGAAUACCUUGGAUCGGAAGUGUACGACUUGAAGCAUAUGCCGUUCCAUAGCGGGCAAGAGUGGGUGGACCGAGCACGCAUGGUCUCCAGCAACAUUGCCUACUUUAUGCCCCGCAACUGCGACCCCAGACAGCUGGCUGAUCUUUUUCCAGGGGUUCCUUGCGACAUUGAGAUGAACUACACGGGUAAUUUCUUCAAAGCGAUUACAGCGUACUACAGCGACCUGGCGACGUUCGGAAGCUGUGGACCACGCAUUUUAAAGAUGUGA